CGUGCACACACACACAAAACUCCUCUACCGGAGGAAGCAGGAAACCAGUGUCAUUGUCACUUCAAACUGAAUCUUUGGGAUUGAGGAGAGGCUACAAAGGAUCUGGAAAGUGGGAUUGUUUAAGGAACCCAGACCCUGCAAGGUCCCUUGAGGAUCCCUCGUGGUCUGAGCCCAGAAGGGCUGUGGAGAGGACCUACGGGCAGUAUCUAUUUCUUUACCCUAUUACAGAUUUGAGUGACCAAGUGAGGUGGAGAAUUCACCUGAUUGACUGGGAUGGAGUCUGUGGCCUUGUACAGCUUCCAGGCCACUGAAAAUGAUGAGCUGGCCUUUAACAAAGGUGACACACUGAAGAUUCUGAACAUGGAAGAUGACCAGAAUUGGUACAAAGCGGAGCUGCAUGGUGCUGAAGGCUUCAUCCCAAAGAAUUAUAUCCAAGUCAAGCCUCAUCCGUGGUUUGCAGGCAGGAUCUCCAGGCAGUUCGCAGAAGAGAUUUUGCUUAGAAGAAAUCACCUGGGAGCCUUCUUGAUCAGAGAGAGUGAGAGCUCCCCAGGAGAAUUUUCAGUCUCUGUGAACUAUGGCAAUCAGGUUCAACACUUCAAAGUGCUUCGAGAGAACAUGGGGAAAUACUUCCUUUGGGAGGAAAAGUUCAACUCACUCAAUGAACUGGUGGAUUUCUACCGUACAACUACCAUAGCCAAGAAGAAGCAAAUCUUCCUGAGGGAUGAGGACCCAACAUACAAGCCACCCAGAGCUAAGUUUGCCAAAGCCCAGUUUGACUUCGUUGCCCAGAACUCCUCACAGCUCAGUUUCUCUCAGGGUGACAUCAUUGAGGUGCUGGAACAUUCAGACCCCAACUGGUGGAGAGGACAGCUCUGCGGUCGAGUGGGUUUCUUCCCUCGGAACUACGUCCAUCUCGUCCACAUGUGAACUGUUACUGGAUCCUCCAUCUUUCAGAGUUGCUUUGAAUGGCCAGAGCCCCCAAGACUUUUCUGGAUGAGCAAGCACUCACAAUGCGGAGGAGCCAGUGGAUUCCCUACUAUUCUGAUAGCAAGAAUAUGGAACAGGUUUCCUGCUGUAUUCAGAGGGGCCUGAAUCAGGUUGGACCUAGGGAGGGUAUUUUCUGGACCAAUUCAAUCCAGGAAAUAUUAAUUAAAUACAUUAUGCAAAGCACAGUGGUUGCAAAGACAAAAACCAGUCCUUUCCCUCAAAGAACUUACAUUCUAUUAAAAGGAUAAAACCUUUACUGACAUGACAUGAUGUCAUGUCAAAUCAAGAAGCAUUUAUUAAGCACAGUAUCUGACAUAUACUGUAUUAAAGGCUGGACAUACAAAAAAAGGCAAAAAAAUAAUCCCCGUUCUCACGGAUCUCAUAGUCUAACUGGGGAAUACAACAUGUAAUUAACCAUGUACAUGAUAAACUGGGGUAUUUUCAGAGGGAAGGCACUAGCAUUCUUAAUUCCUCUUAGGAAUCAGGAAAGUCUUCUUGGAGAAGGUAGGAUUUUAGAAAUGACUUGAAGCAAGGCAGGGAAACUAGGAGGUAGAAGUGCAAGGAGAGAAUUCUAGGUAAUAUAAAAUUUAUAUAAAGUCAUUUAAAAAGGCAGAGAAUGCUCCUAACCAUAGGCAUGCACUAAGUGUGGACCAGAUGUGGCAACAUGCCUGUUGGGGAGCAUUUUCAUUAAAUGAUUUCUUGAGAAAUAACUGAUUCUUAUUCAGUAAAACAUCAUUUCUUUUAUUUCCCAUUGUGUAAGUUAGAUAUGGAAUUUAUCUAUAUUCCUACAUAAAUGUUUCUAACUGCAAAGAUGCUUAGACCAUAUCCCACUUAUAAUAUGUCCAUAUAUGUAAAAGAUAUGUUUAUGAGUAACAGGGGUCCUACAUAUGAAAAGGAGCUUCAGAUAAAAUAAAAAUAAUGCUAGUCUCAGGAUAAAAAUGCAUGCAUACACACACAUGCAUAUAUACAUAAAAUACACUACAUGAAUGCACAUGUAUGUACACUCAUGUGAAUAUAUGUGUAUAUAUUUCUUUAUGUAUGUAUGUGUUUUCCUGUAUAUUUAAUCUCUUCUCUUACUGAGGAAAAAGUAAGAGAGAAAGUAAGAGAAUGGUUUCUCUUACUAUGGAAAAGAGAAGUCAUGAUUACAAAGAGCCAACAUGGUUUCAUCAAAAACCAACUAACUUCUUUUUAUUUUCUGACAAAAUUAUUAUCCUGGAUAAAGUUCACUUGGAGGUUAGCAAAGCUUUUGAUAAAUUAUUUCUUACCAUUCCUAAGGAGGGGACGAGUGACCACUUUUGGGGUGUGUCAUUGUUGAGGUUCCUUUCAUGUGUGUAAGGAUUAGAUGGCCACUGAGGUCUUUUCCCACCCCCAAAUUCUCUCCUUAUAUGAGGGUAAUUUUGAUUUAUACACUUAUCUUCAGUAGGAAUCAAAGGGUCCAGCCCCCCACUGCUAAUUUCCUAAGCUUCUAUUAGAGAGUAAAAAUGUCUCUGGUCUCUUCAAGAGCAAAACCUCUUCCUAAAUCAUACUGAGGUACCAAUAUGAAAUCAAUCACUCUAGUUAGAAUUCAGUGGCUACCAAUGUUUUGUUUAAUUCUAAACAAUUGAAGUAGCAUAGAAAUUGAAGAGGUUAUUGCUGCUCUCUCUCUCCCUCUUUCCUUCCCUCCCUUCCUCAUUCCCUUCCUCCCUUAUUUCUUUCUCUUCUCUUCUCUUCUCUUCUCUUCUCUUCUCUUCUCUUCUCUUCUCUUCUCUUCUCUUUUCUUCUCUUCUCUUCUCUUCUUUCUGUUUCUCUGUGUGUGUCUCUCUGUGUCUCUGUCUUUAUCUCUCUCUCUGUCUCUCUCUGUCUUUGUCUCUCAUCUACAAGGGUUGGGAUUCAGUAAAUACCACUAAGCAGCCUGGGUUUCCGCUUUCUGUAGCUGCCAUUGCUUGUGCCAAAAAAAGACCUAUUCACAAUUGCUUCUUCAAGUUGGCAUCUUUGGUGGUGAGGAAAAAGAUAUUACAAAAGGGCAGGCUUUACUUCUUCCACUAUCCUUAUGUCCUUCCCUCUAUUGCCCGCUUUUAACUUCUUUAUCUCUGGUUAGUUCCUUGAUCAGAGGCAGCUAGGUAAGAGUAUCAGACCCUUGUAGAUGAGAAACAAAGACAGAGAGAGACAGAGAGAGAGAUAAAGACAGAGACACAUGCUCCAUAAAUCCCAAAAGUGGUCAAAGAGACCUGAGUUCAAAUCCUCCUUCAGAAACUUUACUAGCUGUGUGAUCCUAGGUAAAGCACUUAAACUCUCUCAGCCUCAUUUUCCCCAUAAAAAUGGGGAUAAUAAUAGCACCUAUCCUACAGAAUUGUUGUGAGGAUUAAAUGAGAUGAUAUGUGUACAAUGCUUUGUAAACUUUAAAGCAUUAUAAAAAUUCUAGCUAUAAUAUCCCCUCCCAAACUCUCUUCCUUAACAACCUUAGUAGUUUUUAGGUCCUGCAAAAUGGUUGUAAUUCAUACUAGCUUGAAUCAAUCAAAUCGUUCUCAAUAUUAUUAAUCACUCCAAGAGGAUGUUCAUGAACCAAAGAGACACAAUCAAAAAUCCUCCAAAUAUAACAAAACUGCAAAUAAUAACCAUUUCCCUUUAUAUUUAUUGAAUUAACCAAACUCUCCCGAGCAAUCCUCUAAAGAUGAAUUAGAGGAUAGAAAAGAGAAGAGAGAAAUAUUUCUAUAGUGACAACUACAAUAGUUCAGGCCAAUAGUGCUAAACAUUUAGAAAAAGGAGCCUUUUAUCCAUAUUUAAAGAUCCCUGCAGACUACAUAUUGACUUAAUUUAAAAAUAUAAUAUCCAGGUUAUUGUAUUUUUAUUUAUUUUGGUAAAUAUUUUCCAAUUACGUUUUAAUCUGAUUUGGACCAGACUUGUGAGUAUCGUAGGUUUCAUGCAGUUUUGUGUUUGACACCUGGUCCUGAUAAUGAGGGACUGUGCUAGCUGGUGGUGAUGGGAAUGGGGGAGGCAAGUGGGAGAACAGAGAGAAUCAAGGACUUCAUAACUGAUGGAAUGUGAGAGAUGAAAAGUGAAGUCAGAAGGAAAGCAGGUUUAGGAAGAAAGAUAAUGAACUAUACUUUAGAACAGACUUUUAUAUUGGCAUCUAGUCCCCUCUGUGGAUUAGAGAUCUAAGCCUCCUUUCCUCCAGUUCCCUAAACUCUUCCUACUCAAACCUCUGAAAUCUUCCCUACUUCUCGGGUAUAUUCAGAUAAAAUUCCCAGAUGCCAGUGACUCUGGAAGGAUCUUCUUGCUUUAAAUCUCUUCCGAGACUAUGGGCUACAUGCUGUCAUUGGGAUAGCUAGUGUUGGCAAGGGAUGCUGAUUUUUUCUUAUCACCUUUCGUAGUCCAUUUUUCUCAGAUUAAGACACAUAGUAUAUAGUUUGGAUGAGGAUCACAAGGUUCUAUUCUGAGGAGUCAGACCUGAGUUUUAUCUCCACUGUGCUCUUGAAUCACUGUGUGACUUUGAGCAAGUCAUUAAUGAUUUUCUUUUUCUUUUCCAUACUUCCAUCAAUGUAGGAGAUAUUUCAUCUUCUGUCAAGAUGUACUCCAAUAUGGCUUGGAUUCAUUCAAUCAUUCACUCGUUCUUUCAUUUAACAUAGAUAAUCCUGAGACUCCUCACUUAUCUAAAUAUUUAUUUGCCUGUUUUGAUUGGCCUGACACCUCCCUUUGAAGGGUUAUCAUAAAUAAGGUAUAUCCUUUUGGGGGGUAAUGCCAAAAGGCAUAAAGAGCUAAUAGGUAUAAGUUACAAGAAAGUCAUUUCAGUUCAAUGAAAGAAAAAAUUUUCUAAUAUUCAAAACUGUUAUCACAAUGGAGCAGACUAUUUUGAGAAAUAGUGAAUAGCUAAUUAAUGGAAGUGUUUAAAAGCAAAGGCUAUCCCCAGUAGAUGUGAUUAAAGAAUGUAAACAACAAAAAAAAGUUUUCAAAAGAAUUGCAAACUACAUAUGACCACAUGAAAACAUGCUCCAUAAAUCCACAUAGUAAGAGAAAUGCAAAUUAGAACAAUUCUGGAAUUUCUUUUCAUGCUAUGCAAAUUGACCAAGAUUAAAAAAAAAAAAAAAAAAGGGAAAUGUCCAAGUUGGAGGAGCUGUGGGAAAACAGGCAUACUGAGGUACUCUAUUAGUAGAGCUGUGAGAUGGUCUGACUUUUCUAAAUGCCAGUUUGGAAUUAUGCAAGAAAAGUGACUAAACUGUUCAGACAUUUGACCAAUGAUCCCACCAAGGAGUCAAUGAUAGAAACAAUAUACAAAAUGUUUCACAGUACUCUGAUGGCAAAAACCUGGAAACAAAGUGGAUAUCCAUUUAUUAGAAAAUAAUGGAAGAAACUAUGUUAUAGGAAUGUAAAGGAAUAUUAUUUGUUCGGUAAAAAAUGACAUAUAUGAGGAAUUCAGAGGAACAUCAGAAGAUUUGUAUGAAUUGAUAUAGAGCAAAAUAAACAGAAACAGGAAAAAACUACACACAAUGUACAGCAAUGUAAAAGUUGACUAGAAUGAAAUUGAACUCUAGUAAUGGAAAAAUCAGUAAAGGUCCCAGAGAACACAUAAUAAAGCAUGCUUUUUCCCUCCUAAUGGAGGGGUGGAGGACUACUAUGACAGAGUACUAUAUAAAUUGUUAGAAAAAGUCAUUGUUAUUGGAUGUUUUUGCUAAAUUGUUUUUCUUUGUCACAAGGAAGGAUUUGGCUAGAGUUGGGCUUGAAAUAACUGUGUUUUAAAAUAAGAAGGAAUAAAUAAAAUAUUUUUUAAAAAUAAA
Messenger RNA from Antechinus flavipes (yellow-footed antechinus), 5738 nucleotides. It is a transcript of the gene GRAP, whose product is annotated as GRB2 related adaptor protein. Lineage: Eukaryota; Metazoa; Chordata; Mammalia; Dasyuromorphia; Dasyuridae. The transcript is spliced from 5 exons. The record is from RefSeq and is a predicted model, not a curated record. Gene Ontology annotation, molecular function: protein binding. Bases 274 to 927 code for a protein of 217 amino acids.